This is a messenger RNA of Fusarium fujikuroi IMI 58289, 1803 nucleotides long. RefSeq lists its product as uncharacterized. The record is from RefSeq and is a predicted model, not a curated record. Gene Ontology annotation, molecular function: zinc ion binding; DNA-binding transcription factor activity, RNA polymerase II-specific. NCBI's taxonomy places the organism in Eukaryota, Fungi, Ascomycota, Sordariomycetes, Hypocreales, Nectriaceae. The transcript has a single exon. Bases 1 to 1803 code for a protein of 600 amino acids. Gene Ontology annotation, biological process: regulation of DNA-templated transcription.
AUGUCCCCGCAAACACCAGACAUGUCAGCUGAAGCGGAUCGUCGGCCGGGGAAGAGACCUGCGCCAAGGGGCACAGCGUUUUAUCCCCGCAAACGAGCUAAUACAGCUUGUCAAGUCUGUCGGGCUCGGAAGACAAAGUGUGAUAACCAGAAGCCGGCUUGUUCGUACUGCGUCAGUGUGGGAGCGACGUGUAUUCAGUCCCCGGUUGAUCUAUCGGCAUUCGACCCUGCGAGUCUCAAGAUCUUGGAGCGGUUGGAUGAAUUGGAGAAGUUGAUUCGCGAGCCGAAGCCCGAUACGGCCAAUCAAGAUGUUGCGCAAGAGCUGUUGCCCGAAGAGUCUCCUAUGCAGUUAUCCCCAGAGUCUCUGGGCGACAUCUCCCUACGAAGCAUCCUCCCCGAGAAGAUGGAAAGCCUUCUCCUCUGGUCCGUCCUCUCACGCGACAUGUCAUCCCACACAACUCUCCACCCCGAUCCACCCCAGCCAUCCCCAUCGUACUCCCCCGGCUGUACAUCCCUAGCCGACAUAGCAGAUCUCGACACACAAGGUGUAAGAGCCCUUCUCGAUAACUUCUUUGAUCACGUGCACUGCAAAAACCCCAUCCUCGAAGAAGCAGCCGCCAGAAAAGUAGUUCUCAAUGUAGUCAUCGACGGGAUCGAUUGGUCGCCGGGGUCAUGCUUAACACUUAUCAUCUGCGCGCUUGGAAAGAUUGCGACGCCGCUGGAUGCGAGUUUUCAUCUGAGGGCAGACUCGACGCCGUAUUUGGAGGCUCAGGCGCUGUUUCAAGCGGCGCAGAAGAGGAUUGGGACACUGAUGGCGAGAUCGGAUAUCAUCGGAGCGCAGUGUUUCUUUCUGUCGGGGGUGUUUUUGAUGAGCACGUUUAGACCUUUUGAGGCGUGGCGGUAUUUCUCGCAGGCCUUGGCGACGUGUCAGACGUUGCCGUUCCUGCAGAGAGCGCAGUCUCUUAGUGCAAUGGAUGGGGCAGAUCUAGCGAGACCGGAAUUGGGUGAGACGCAGCAAGAAGCUGUAUACUGGUCUGCCUGGAAGUCUGAACGGGAACUACGAGGAGAACUAUCUCUUCCUGACUUUAGCAUGCCGUAUUCUUCGAGCGUGCUGUAUCCGCCAUUCUUCCCAACACCUCCUCAUCCCUUGGAGUCUACCAAGACCACGGCAUCAAGUCGUCAGCACACAGCAUGGCUAUUCUACCUCUCUGAAAUAUCCCUCCGACGUCUCUCAAGCAGAACGUGCAACGAUAUACUCGAACUCCAUCGCGCAUCAACUUCAAAUCUCGAUUUCCUCAAGCAACUCUCCCUCCUCAUCCCCGCUUACGAAACCCAAGCCAACGAAUGGGCCGAAAGUCUCCCUCCCGAACUCUCCAUUGCUUCGGCCCCAAUCGACGACAACGUAUGCUGCUUCGUCCUCCGCGGACAUCUAGUGAACUUCUUCGAGCGUCUGUACUGGCUGUUCGUAAUGGCCCAUCUCGCUGCCUUGGAACGUGGUGUAACUACACCAAUUCCAGGGCGGCAAUUUGUAGAAAAGGGCUUGGAGUACCAUAUUCUUAAUGUUGAAGUCAAUGAAGCGGGGUUCUUACAUCGUCAUCACGGAACGUGGCUCAUGAUUCGAGCUUUAGUCCGAUCAGCGACUGUGUUGCUUGCAGCGCGGCUCCUGGGGUCGGGAAUGCCCGCGGGGUGGAGGGAUGCGUGCGAGAGGAUCAUGCAGGUUUUGAGGGCCUGGGAAGAUGAUGUCCCGGGAUUGUCGAACCAUCGGAAUUUCUUGGAGGAGGUCCUGCAUGGGCUUAAUGUUUAA